AUGUUCAGGGCGUUAUCAUGGACCUUCAGGGGUCUUCAUUGCUCCUCCAUCCCUCUAUCAACAAGAAUGUUCAGUGAAAGAGCAGAUAAGAGCCGCUCCCUGGCUGAUAAAGUGGCGGUGAUCACYGGAUCUACUAAAGGGAUUGGCUUUGCCAUUGCCAGGCAUCUGGCCCAGAAUGGGGCCCAUGUGGUCAUCUGUAGCCGGAAGCAGUGGAACGUGGACCAGGCAGUGACCACUCUUCAGAAGGAGGGACUGAGCGUGACAGGCACUGUGUGCCAUGUGGGGAAGGCUGAAGACCGAGAUAGACUGGUGGCUAAGGCCCUAGAGCACCAUAAGGGCAUUGACUUCCUGGUGUGCGUGGCGGGAGUCAAUCCCUUGGUGGGGAGCACUCUGGGAGCCAGUGAGCAAGUCUGGGACAAGAUCCUGGGCGUGAAUGUGAAGGCCCYGGCCCUGCUGCUGAGCCAGCUGCUGCCCCACAUGGAGAACAGGGGGGGAGGCUCUGUGGUUCUGGUCUCAUCGGUGGCAGCUUAUAUGCCAGUAUCAAAGCUGGGAGUCUAUAACACCAGCAAGACGGCCCUGUUGGGCCUCUGUAAGUCUCUGGCCAUGGAGCUGGCUCCAAAAGGCAUCCGAGUGAACAGCAUAGUACCAGGACUGAUCAAGACUGACUUUAUCCAAAUGGAGAAAACAUUGCCGUACACGCUAUCUGAUUUGAACAAAAUCUAUGGCUUGCAGCGKUAG
Urocitellus parryii (Arctic ground squirrel) is the source of this 738-nucleotide messenger RNA. RefSeq names its product dehydrogenase/reductase SDR family member 2, mitochondrial-like. The record is from RefSeq and is a predicted model, not a curated record. Lineage: Eukaryota; Metazoa; Chordata; Mammalia; Rodentia; Sciuridae. Gene Ontology annotation, molecular function: carbonyl reductase (NADPH) activity.